Acanthamoeba castellanii str. Neff is the source of this 1107-nucleotide messenger RNA. Its product is annotated as protein kinase domain containing protein. The coding region runs from base 1 to 1107 and encodes 368 amino acids. The record is from RefSeq and is a predicted model, not a curated record. Gene Ontology annotation, biological process: positive regulation of kinase activity; protein phosphorylation; cell surface receptor protein tyrosine kinase signaling pathway. Gene Ontology annotation, molecular function: transmembrane receptor protein tyrosine kinase activity; ATP binding; protein binding. Lineage: Eukaryota; Discosea; Longamoebia; Acanthamoebidae. Gene Ontology annotation, cellular component: signaling receptor complex. The transcript is spliced from 5 exons.
AUGGAGACGCUGAUGGAGCUGACGGAAGAGGAGCUGGCCAAGCUGGGACUCGAUCGCUUGGGUCCGAGGAACAAACUCUUCUCGCACAUCCAGCACCUCAAGCUCGCUUUCCCGCGGGUGCUGUCCACGCGUGACCGGGACGUGGAGGCGCGCGCGAUCGACUUUGCGGACCUCAAGCUGGGCAAGACGCUCGCGCAGGGCCGCACCGGGGAGGUGUUCGAGGGCCGCCUGCGGAACCACACGAGCGUCGUCAUCCGUCGACUCAACAAGAAUGUCAACCAGACCAUCUUCCUCAACGAAGCCAAGCUCUUCAGUUUGGUGUCGAGUCAUCCGCACGUGGUGGCCUUCAUGGGCGUGGCCAAGGACGCCGACCACCUCUACCUAGUCUACGAGCGCGUUCCUGAUGGCACGCUGCGGGACUACCUCCAGAGCCGGAAGAAGAAGCUGCCGCUCCACACGCUCAUCGAUCUCACCAAGGACGUGGCCGCGGGCAUGGAUCACCUGCACCAGCACGGGAUCGUGCACCGUAAUCUGACGGCGGGCAACCUGGUGCUCGAGCGACUGCGCAGCUACAACAUCGUCAAGGUCUGCGACGCGGGCCUCCUCAAGGCGCUCGAAGCUGCCGGCCACUACCAGCAGGCGUCCGCGCGGUGGCUCAGCCCCGAGGCGAUCGCGUGGCAGAAGUUUACGCCCAAGUCCGACAGCUGGAGCUUCGGGGUGGUCAUGUGGGAGAUCUUCAGCGGCGGGAAGCUGCCGUUCAGCGAGCACGGGGACGACGACGAGGAGCGGGUCGAGGAGAUGAUCGGCCGGGUGCCGCUGGCGUGCCCCGCCGGGUGUCCCGAGGAGGUGUUCAGGAUCAUGGAGUCGUGCUGGGCGGCCGACCCCGACCAGCGCCCGACCAUGUACGACCUGGGCAACAAGCUGGCCGACCUCGACUACGGCCGCGACGGCGACGGGCCGGACAGCGAAGACGACAGCAGCGACUCGUCCGACGGCGAAUCGGCCGAGAGCGACGAUGGCGCCACUAGCACCACCAGCGAUGAAGUCUACAGCAGCGACGGCAGCGGCAGCCAGGCCGUCUACGCCUCGCUUCGCGACUCGAGAUGA